AUGCGGCUGCCUCGAUGCCGGAUCCAGAAAGGCGAAGCAGGCAGCGGGCUGGACCAGAAGCUGCAGCAUCUCGUGUGCCGCCGCUACAGCUCUUCUGGUAUGUGCGACGGCGCCCGUCCUGCCUGCCGCUCUUGCGCAUCCAAGAAGAUUGCCUGCUUCUACGACGUCCCCGAGGGACAGACCAGGCUCGCCGCCCUAAAGAGCAACAACGCCCAGCUCCAAAGCCGCGUGUGGGCUUCAGGCAACCUCCUCUGGGCCCUGAAAACCUCCCCGCCAAACGACGUUGCACAAAUUCUAGAGCGCAUCAGAUCCAGCGACGACCCCUCGCUCAUACUCGACGACUUCGACCUCGAGCCCGGAGCCUUGAAACCCCCGCCCUCGCGAGCUGCCUCAGCACCAACCUCUCCUCUGCAUUUUUCCUCGGAGCCUGCCUACUACCCGUUGGAGUCCAUCUCUAUCGAUAAUUUAUACCCAUCAAAUGAACACUGUCUCUCAGCUUCCGUGCUUGCCCUUCUUAGGUCUCCGGCCAACCGCGAAGCUUUGCAACUUUUCCUUCAAUGCACCGGUCUUCUCUUCCACGUCUUCAGCAAGACGCAGGCUGAUUCCGUGCUGGAAGAAGUGCUCAGCAAUACCGGUACUGCCAUUGCCAAAACCUCACUUUGCGAGGUCUGCGCCAUGGCCGCUGUGGCCGCUCAAUAUCUCCAAGGAAGCACGGCCCCUGGCACUGGCCACCACUUCUACAAUGUCGCGAGGCAGUACUUGGACGACGCCAUAGCAGUCGAUCCCUUGCGCGCGAUGAAAUCCUGUGCCCUGUUGGCCAUGUAUAACAUUGUUACCAAGGCAUCUGUUGCAUUGGCAUGGUUGGUUGUUACUCUAGGUUACCCAUUGCGCGAUGACUGGAUGGAGAGCCUCAUCGCAUCUAGGGAUACCCCGUCAGAAUCUGUCCCUUUGGUCGCAGACAGUGUUCAGAGGGAAAUGACGCGACUCGCCACCAUAAAGACGAGAAUGGGUCUGACGCCUUUUUCGUUCACCGAGUCCUCAAAGGAUGCCAUUGAAAGUAUCAAGGCAGAUUUGCACAGAUGGUACGAUCAGCUGGAUCCUUCAAUGCAGCUGGCUCCAACUUCCGGGCAAACGAUCGAUCGGAAUUGCAGGCGCGGUAUUUAUCUCAUGCACUGUCUUCACUUGGGGACAAUGAUGUUCCUUCAACGCCAAAUUCUCCAGGAAUACGUCUCAACCGCAAAUUUCGAUCCCAAAUUAGCCGACGAAACUAUCCGAAACCUUUCUGAUUCGGUCGAGGAGGGGUUUACUGCAUCGACGACCAGCGCAAGAAUCCUUGGCCUCAUUCAUGCAGAUGGCGGCAUCUUUCAACGCUGUUGGCUGUGCAUUUACCAGUCAUAUAUGGCUACAACGGAGAUACUGUUCAUGACGACGCAGAAACUCCUACACGGCUUUCCGGGGAUACAAUGUCGUCCGGAUCUAGCUGUGGCGACCCAAUCACUGGCAGUGCUGGAGUUCUGUGCUAAUGUGGACCAUCUCGCCAAGGAACUCCUGAGUUCCGUCCAGAACCACUACGAGUACCUCGAUUCCCUAACCAAGGACGACGUGGAUAGCAUUGAGCAGAUGUAUUGCUUCAGCCCGCCUCAAGAACCAGCCGUGGCCCAUUUGAGCCUGCCAUGGGAAGCCCUGCUGAAGCUUCCCACAGGAGAAUCUAAGCUUCACAAGCUAUCGCAACAUCUGAUGGCCAAAAUCUGCUCUCCGCUUGCGGAUAUCAAGGUAAUUGGGCAGCAUGGCUUCAGAGGUCCUGUGGCAUCGUCCAGUAUCCCUAUGCCCUUGAGCAGCGCCGAGGAGGCUGCCAUCGGUGCACAUUUAGAUUGGUCAGCCGACGCAGGACUUUGUGGACCAGAUACACCAACGGACUCUAUGGGAAAUUUGAUUUUCAUGAAGCUCGGAAAUGAUGUUUUGGACCAUUCGAACGAUACCUAA
Messenger RNA from Lasiodiplodia theobromae, 1983 nucleotides. Its product is annotated as Hmg box protein. Gene Ontology annotation, biological process: regulation of DNA-templated transcription. The record is from RefSeq and is a predicted model, not a curated record. NCBI's taxonomy places the organism in Eukaryota, Fungi, Ascomycota, Dothideomycetes, Botryosphaeriales, Botryosphaeriaceae. Gene Ontology annotation, molecular function: DNA-binding transcription factor activity, RNA polymerase II-specific; zinc ion binding. The transcript has 5 exons. The coding region runs from base 1 to 1983 and encodes 660 amino acids.